This is a messenger RNA of Cyprinodon tularosa, 3964 nucleotides long. It is a transcript of the gene arvcfb, whose product is annotated as ARVCF delta catenin family member b. The transcript has 21 exons. Gene Ontology annotation, biological process: cell-cell adhesion; cell-cell junction assembly. The record is from RefSeq and is a predicted model, not a curated record. Bases 529 to 3456 code for a protein of 975 amino acids. Gene Ontology annotation, cellular component: adherens junction; cytoplasm; nucleus. Gene Ontology annotation, molecular function: cadherin binding. NCBI's taxonomy places the organism in Eukaryota, Metazoa, Chordata, Actinopteri, Cyprinodontiformes, Cyprinodontidae.
CAUUCAACCCAACGUCGCUUUUAAUAAUUUACAUAUUAUAAUAAUAAUAAAAAAAUAAACUUUUUAACCAGCUGAGUUACUUUAGUUUUUUUUUUAUAUAUGGCACUGGACUGAAGAUCUACACAGAGCUGGCAGGAAAAAAAAGGAGAUUCUGGAUGUUGUGAGAGAAAAGAAGAAAAGAAGAAGAGAGUAUUUUCUACAGCAGCCAAGUUGCAUGAAUAAAAUCUGGGUAUUUGUGUGGGUCUGUUCCGCUCCUCAGACAGGAGCACAGUCACUUCGCCUUCGAGGACAACGAUGAGCAGGAGAAGCUGAGGAACAGCAGCUGAUUGUGACAUCGCUCGGAGCUUUGUAUGGGUCAUUCUCAUCAACCAAAGACUGAGCAAACAUCUUGACUCCAGCAGAGCUACAGCUGUCCUCAGCCUGGUUGUGGUCUGAGGGGACUCACAUCAAAGCUCUCCGUUCUUGGCUUUGCUUCAUUGCUGUGAUCAUUAGAAUUGAGCUCUGUCCAAGCCUUAGCUGACUCUGCACAUGGAGGACUAUGACGUUUGCUCUGCUGCCAGCAUCCUGGCCUCGGUGAAGGAGCAGGAGGAGCGUUUCGAGCAGCUUACCCGAGCCUUGGAGGAGGAGCGCCGCAACGUCAACCUGCAGCUCGAGCGUGCCAAUCUGCCACCCAACCCCGCCACCAGCCAACCCCUAGCAUGGCAACAAGUGGUGAUGCAGGAGCAGAGCCCCAGUAACGCCACACCCCUGGCCAUGAUGCAGGAGCCGCAGGAGGUGGUGGAGGAAACGGUCACCAUAGAGGAGGACCCCGGCACCCCCACCUCCCACGUCUCGGUGGUCACCUCUGAUGAUGGAACCACGCGGCGCACUGAGACUAAGGUGACCAAGAUGGUGAAGACGGUGACUACCAGAACGGUGCGUCAGGUUCCCCUGGGGCCAGAUGGCUUACCCCUACCUGAAGGCUCAUCCCCUUUGAGCAGCUACACCGAUUCCAUCGACCGACGAUACAUGAAGAAUGGAGGUGAACGCUUCAUCACACCCCAAGCGACUUCGACCCUGACACGUGGCUAUAACAACUCUUACAACGACUCAUACGGGGAAACACCGGAGAGCCAGUACAUCCGCCACUAUGGCCUGCACGACGGCUGCGCCGAUUUGACAGACAACUAUGGCAGCCUGUCGCGGGGCAUCAACUUCCGGCCGCCGCGUUACCCCUACAUGCCUAACAGCUACCGUCCGGAGAACAGCUACACUCUGCCUAUUCGCAAGGACGACUACGGCCACGUGGCGCAGCCUCAGGUGCCUAUGGGGAGCAGCACAGUGGAUCUAAACCGCUCCCAACCAGAGCGAUUUCAACCUGAGCCGUACGGCUUGGAGGAUGAUCGACGCAGCUUGGGCCCUGAAGAGGAGGAGCCGUACGAGCUAGAACCCGACUACUCCACGGCCAGCCGCCGAACCCUGCCGGGGACUAACCGCAGCCGCACUCACAGGGAACCUCUACGUGACUUGCACAGGGUCAGAGGGUACCCAGAUGACCCCAUUGAGGAAGAGCUGAUUGAUGAGCGCCACCCUUACAUCCAUGGUAUGUAUUCAGCACCGCUUGCUCAGCCUGAGAGAGGAAGCAUGGCCAGUCUGGACCGAAUGGCUGGCAGACGUUCCCCUUCCAUCGACAGCAUCCGCAAGGACCCACGUUGGAGGGACCCCGAUCUCCCCGAGGUCAUUGCCAUGCUGGGUCACCCUAUUGACCCGGUGAAGUCCAACGCCGCUGCCUAUCUGCAGCACCUGUGCUAUGAGAACGACAAGAUAAAGAAGGAUGUUCGCCAGCUGAAGGGGAUUCCUGUUCUGGUAGGGCUUUUGGACCACCCCAAAUCCGAGGUUCACCGCAAAGCCUGUGGAGCGCUUCGGAACAUCUCCUACGGCAAGGACAAUGAGAACAAAGUGGCCAUCAAGAACUGUGAUGGUAUUCCAGCCCUUAUCCGUCUGCUGAGGAAGACCAAUGACAUGGAGGUUCGAGAGCUGAUCACCGGUACUCUGUGGAAUCUGUCAUCCUAUGAGCCCCUGAAAAUGGUGAUCAUCAACCAUGGGCUGCAGACCAUGACCAACGAGGUCAUCAUCCCCCACUCUGGUUGGGAGCAUGAACCCAACGAGGACUCGAAGCCACGUGAUGCAGAGUGGACUACCGUCUUCAAGAACACGUCCGGCUGCCUUAGAAACGUAAGCUCAGACGGCGCAGAGGCCCGGCGCAGACUGAGAGAAUGCGAUGGACUGGUGGACGCUCUGCUGCACGCUCUGCAAUCCGCUGUAGGGAAGAAAGACAUGGACAACAAGUCUGUGGAGAAUUGCGUUUGCAUUAUGAGGAACCUCUCCUAUCACGUGCACAAAGAGGUGCCAGGAGCUGAGAGGUUCCAGGAUCCCUCAGCUCUGCAGGCUCCUGGGUCUGCAGGACCGCAAAGGAAAAAGAAGGAUGACGCUGGCUGCUUUGGAGGGAAGAAGGCCAAAGAGGAAUGGUUUAAUCAAGGCAGGAAGAAUGGGGAAAAUGACAAAAACUACGACACAUUGGAUCUGCCUAAACGCACAGAGCCUUCCAAAGGCUUCGAGUUGCUGUACCAGCCAGAAGUGGUGAGGCUCUACCUGUCUCUGCUGACCGAGAGCCAGAACUACAACACCCUGGAGGCAGCAGCAGGGGCUCUGCAGAACCUCAGCGCUGGACAGUGGACUUGGUCCAACUACAUCCGAGCCACGGUGCGGAAGGAGAAAGGUCUCCCCAUCCUGGUGGAGCUGCUGCGUUCCGACUCUGACAAGGUGGUCCGAGCUGUGGCCAUCGCUCUCCGCAACCUCUCCAUUGAUCGACGCAACAAGGAUCUGAUUGGAAGCUACGCAAUGCGGGACCUUGUCAGCAACCUGCCAAGUGGUCAGCAAAGACCAGCCAAGAACCUGGAGGAGGACACCGUGGUGGCCAUCCUCAACACCAUUCACGAGAUUGUGAUGGACAGCUCGGAAAACGCUCGCUCCCUCAUCCAGGCCCAGGCCAUCGAGAAGCUGGUCGCCAUCAAGAGGACGAGCCAAUCAGCUCGUGAAACAAAGGCGGCAUCACAUGUACUGCAGACGGUUUGGAGCUACAAGGAGCUGAGGAACGCUUUGGCAAAAGACGGUUGGAACAAAAGCCACUUCCAGCCCACUGUGACGGCCACCCCUAAAACCACCAAGAAUGGAAAACCAGGUUAUGACGACACCACCCUGCCGCUGAUGGAGAAGAACCAAGAUGGUUACUCCACCAUUGACCAGAGGGACAAGGACUGCAAAUACAAAACAGACGACGGCUCUGCGGACCUGACAGAACGGGAACCAUUGAAGAAUGACACAAAUAGGAAACACUAUAUCAGGAGUAACAGGCCUGCGGUCAGUCUGGUGGACGCUUGUGAUGUUAAGCCUCAGCCUGUUGACUCCUGGGUCUAAGUGCAUGCAUGGCUUAAACCAGCAAUAGAGCGACAUCCCCGACUACAAGAGGAUCCCUCAUAUCACCACUGCCAUUUCACAAGAGCUCACCUUUGGAGCGGGGCUUUGAACAGAGAAGAGCAUUUAAAACAAAAUAUACGGCCACAGCAGAAACAACCCAGCAGCAGUCAUGUUUUACAACGGAGAAAAAAAAGACAAAAAAAAAAAAAACUAGAGUACUGACACUUCCUACUCUUUCAUAUCUACAUUCCUCGAUAUCAUGUGAAUUUUUACAGUGUUGACUCCUGCUCAGAGUAUAUUUGAUAGAAAUGGAAAGAGCAAAGUGAAUCUGAAAGGAAAGGAGAUGAGGAAAAGGACUUAAGGGAGUUUGAAGGGUUUGAAUUUGGUACGUUGUUAUGAAAAAGGAGCAGAGAAAAUGACAGAGGGAGGAGAAAAAUGAAAGGAAAGAACCGAGCCUGAGGAGAGCCCUAGCAUUGUAGAGGUAAACAGUUAUAUCCUUAAAAGCAAA